GUGGCUCCCGCCCAGAUGUCAGUUUAGCGGGACGCGCCACUCGUGCGGACGUCAAAAUUGUUCUCGUAAUGUGAAACGAAUACGAACAAUGUUUAGUGCGAUAUCUGGAUUUGACGUUGUUUUGAAAUAGAUCGCGCGUGUUAAGUUUUCGAGUUUAUUUUCGAUGAGUUUUCUUUUAACCUGAAAUUGGUACUGAAAGAUUGCGAUGGAGACAGACAAGAUGUCAACAGCAUCAUCAGUGGGUGCUGAGAGGAGGCCCUUGCUGCAAGCGUUAGUGCUGGAGAGAAGGAUCCUCUUCGCCUGCACUGUUCUCGUUGGCUUGUCAACAUUUGUAUGGAUAACUGCUGUAUGCACCGAGAAAUGGGUGCAUAUUUAUAGUCCAAAUGGUAUAUAUCUACCAACCAGGGGAGAAUAUUUUAUGUGGAGUAACUCUGGUGUAUGGGAAAUAUGCAGAUACGUAUUUCGUCCUACGCUUGUUCCCGAGGCAGUGAAUGCAUCAACACCAAGACCUAUUGAUGUUACAGGAUUGACAGGGGAAUAUUAUACAAACUGCACGAACUACUUAGCACAGCCUAUUAUGAAGAAUGGAAAACCAGUAGAUCCCGCUUAUGAUAUUGAUGUUGCUAACUAUGUUCGAACGAUGAUAUCAUUCGGUAUCAUAAGUUUGUUCGUGAUGGCUAUGGGCUGCGGCUUCUCAAUCUACACCUUCCGCAACCCAAGAUAUAUGUUCAAGCGUCUCGCAGCUGGCAUACACUUUAUAAGCACUUCCUGUACUUUUGUAGUGGUGCAAGUCACAAUGUCGUCUUUGGAUCACAUGCAGAAGAACGUGAAAUAUAUUUAUCCUGAACGUGCCUCUCACUACUUCCACAUAAGUUACUUCCUGGCGUGGUUCGUUGUCCUAGUGAACUUCUUCGCAGCGGCGUCCUUCCUCUGGUAUUCCCGUAAAAGGAAAGGUGAUAAGGCAGCGACCGAUGAACUUGCAAUGGCGGACGAACCUACGAUCAUAGGUCGAUGACCUUUCAGUCUUUUUCUCACGGUCCAGGUACAAUGGACAUUUCCACUACUCCCUAAACUCUGCUCAAACCAGACCAAAGAUCUGCGAAAAUGUCUUCCACAAACGCUAGUUUUAAUCCAACAGCUUUUGGCUUUUUUUCAAUGCUCGUUUAUUAUAUAGGUAUUUGAAAUGUAAUAUCUCUUUAUCAAGGUCUUUUUAUUAUCUAUUUAAAUAUAAUAAAUCUUUUUGUCUAUAAUCUUAUUCUUACUUACAAUAUACAAAAUGAAGCAGCUUCAUUCAGGUCAUAUUUAAGUCCUUUCAGAGAAUUUAAUGGAUAUCUUCUAUUAGUAAAAUACCUUUGAAAUUAGCUGGAUAUUAAAGUAUUAAUUGUCCGAAAAAAAUAUUUGACGUGGAUUUCAAAUUCUAUAUAAAAUUUGCAAUGCAUUAAAGCUUGCCAUUUAUUAUAUUCUACUAUUGUUAUAUUCUAAUUAAGGUAUGUAUUAUUUUAAAUAAAAAAUAACUUUCAAAUUUGAUGAUUUUAUCUGAAGUUUAUUAAUUGUUCAUAAAAAUCUGUAUUUACUUUAAUUAUGAUAAUUUAUUGUUGAAUUUAGAAAUAUAUUCGAAGUGCUAAAUAUACCUAGUUUUAAGAUCUUGUAGUAAUUUUUAAAUAUCUUCGAGGUAUCCCUCUUGAUAACACCAAGUUGCUUGUAUAUAAUAUAGAACUAUAACUUCUACAUUUUAAUAACAUUUGCUCAUUUUAUUAUGGUUGUAGCUAAAAUAUUACACUUAAAAGCGAAAAAACCCUAUUUCCAAAAUCAUUAGCUUGUACGACAAUAGAUAUUGCGCCAAUAUCUAUUGUAAUGCAAGUAGCACCGAAGUGAUAAGUUAAAAAUCAUUGUCGUAUUUUUUCUAUAAAAUAAUAUUUUACAUAUAACAGAUGAAUAGAAGACGGAAAGAAGGGAUUUUCUUUAAUAACUUUAACAUAAAGGCGAUUAGAACCAAAAUUAAUGUGGUUCCUAUCAUAAUAAUUAGUUAAAACUGACAUAGUUUCUUGUCUUUCAUCAAGAAUAACCAUAAAAAAAUAAACGAAAUUCCUUACACCGCUCUAGAAAAAUCGUGGCUUCAUUAUUAUUCAUACUGUGUUACAAAUUCCAGAGAUAAGUGGCAAAAUGAGUCUGUAAGUUUGCAAGUAGUUCGAAGUACUCGAAAACAAGAAAGAUACGUCGAGUCCUGAAUAACAAAAAAGUUUGUUCUAAAUUUAAAAUUUCAGCUUCCGUCAUGUCAAGUAGGUGUUUCGAUGUCACACCUAAAAUAACAAAGAAAUGAAAUUCCUCUUUUCCGCAUCAUUCGUUUUGCGUAACAAGUUUUUUUUAAAUAAAUACUUUGUUGACAGUUGAUCUCUAUUAAUAUUCAGGGUAAGAAAGGUACCUUGCAAGGUGUACCAAGUAAAAGCUACAACCUUACUGCCUAAUGUAUAUUUAAAUACUUAUUAUAUAUUAUUUUAAACUAAGUACAAACUGUUUUCAUAUUAGUAUUUUUAGUGAUAAUUAUAGAAGCGUACUGUUUUUAAGCUUUCCUUGUAUUUUUAAGAUUUUAAGAUUAAAAUUGAGUGUUAUUCGAAUUCAAAACUUUUUGCAAAUUAAUAAUUGUUUUUAAAACAUUUUAACUUUUUGUCAAGUCAACAUGUAUAAUAUAGAUCUUUUUAUAUCACAUGCAUUGAAACAGCGAGUUUUGAUCUCUGUUUUGCCAGUCGAAACAAGACAAUUUCAGACCAAUGCGACUGUAUCAACAAUGGUACAUUCACACAAACUGUUAAAAUGGUAAAUUAACAAUAAUAAAAUGUACUUUUAUUAUCUAAUUUCUGAAUUAUUCUAUGAUUAAAAUAGUAUAAGAUAUUACUGCGCUAUUUGUCUGAAAUAGUCUUACUUCGACCGGCUACAGAAAUUAAAACUCGUUGUUUCAUAACAUGUGAUAUGAAAAAUACAGUGUGUACUAGUCACACAAUAUACUAUUCUAUCUACAGUUAAUAAUACCUUGUUUUUAAUAAGCGGUUACGGAACCGAAUAUCAAAAUAAUAUCAAGUCUUGGACCUAACUGAAACAUAGAUUAAAGAUUAUAACAUAUAUUCUAGUCAAGUUAAAAUACUCCAAUCGACAAUGUGCACUAAAAUUUAAUUUUUGCUGUGCCUUAUUGCUCUUGCUGAAUGUUUAUGUAUAGAUAAGGCUAUAUAUAGACUAUUAUAUUCAUAAGUUAAUAUUAGUGACGCCUAAAAAUAAUUUUCACUUUCAAAAUCUAUGAAAUAUUUUCAGAAUAUGUUACAUCUGUAUUUUUAUGUCUUCAAUAUAUGAUAUCACUUAUAUAUGUCAUUGACCUUUACACAAUAAAAUCUUUCACACCA
Molecule: messenger RNA, 3392 nt
Organism: Pieris napi
Lineage: Eukaryota; Metazoa; Arthropoda; Insecta; Lepidoptera; Pieridae
Exons: 7
Coding region: 206-1015 (269 amino acids)
Cellular component (GO): plasma membrane
Source: RefSeq, a predicted model, not a curated record